Messenger RNA from Filobasidium floriforme, 2780 nucleotides. RefSeq lists its product as uncharacterized. The record is from RefSeq and is a predicted model, not a curated record. The transcript is spliced from 4 exons. Lineage: Eukaryota; Fungi; Basidiomycota; Tremellomycetes; Filobasidiales; Filobasidiaceae. Bases 89 to 2533 code for a protein of 814 amino acids.
GAGGUCUCGCAACGCUAGAGACAAGGAAGGCGGCCAACUUGGGACCGAGAAUGUGGAACCGGAUGGAACGGAAGCUGGAGUGCUGUCGAUGGCGACUCUGGGUAGAGAACCGAAGAUCAGCCAGACGGACUCGUCGACUCCCUCCUCUAGACAAGGAUUCUUCCCGGUGGGUACGGCUGCGAAGAAGCAAUCUCGGGGAGCACAACAAGAUCCAUCGGGAUUGCAAGGGGGUGAUGAAACGCUCCCGGGCAAGAGAGGCCAUGCGAAGAGCGAUUCGUUCCCUCCGUUCGCAGGAGGAAAUGACUUGUUCUACUCUUACCCUGCCGAGAGCUCAGAGAACCCUCGAAAACCGGACAACACUCGGGACAGGACGGACUCGGGCGUGGCUCACGAAGGACCUGGCGGAGAGGAGAUGUUACGUAGCAGCAGCGGGUCGAGGUUCUCGAUCUUGUAUCCGGAAGAAUACUCUAGCGGAAGCGCUGGGAGCCGGCGGGGUCAAGGUCAAACUCAGCAAUUCGUCAGCGAACAGGAUUUGGCAGCGCUGGGUAUGCCUCUACCCAUUCCCGCAGGCAGGUUUGACGGCGAAGGCGAUGGAGCGAGGACACCCAAUUCGUACAGGUCGGCGCAGAGUCAAUUGAGGUUCCCAGUCCCGCCUGAUCGCAGUCGAGAGCCUUCCGUACUCGGACAGGUCGGGGUCGUCGGCGCGAUGGAAGGAGUGACGAGGAGCGUCUCUGCCGAUACUUCCGAGACGAGAUACCACUCGCUUACCGAUCAGGCCAACACCUUGACCCGUCGAUCACGCUCGUCCGCUACUACUGCGGAUGACGCGGGAGAUCAGCCCGGUGUUGACGAGCACGGUCGACGAACAGGACCGGCAGCUGUUGAUGGGUCGUACGGUACCUCUUCAGCUAUCCGAAACACAUCUCUGGCGCAAACGCCCGUUCGAACAGGUAUGAUUGAGCCGGAAGAGCACGGACUGGAAACAACACCGCUAGCGGGCACUUCUGAUCGCCAACCUCGACCUCGACUCCCGCUCAGUGCGCUGCCAUCGCCUUCUUCCACGGAGACACCUUCGAGCUGGACGCAGCCUAAUCGAUUCUCGCUGAUUGCCGGGUCGAUAUCUUCUUUGUUCGGGGCCAAGCGGGCUAGCGUAGUUAGCUCGGUCACCGAAGCCGACCACGAUCAGCAUCACCAGCAGGCGCAAUCGCGACGAUCUACAAGCGGGAUGCGGAGGAACAACAGUCGUGGCGGAGAGAACAGGCAGAGUUACGCCGGACAACCUUUGGUACCGGAAGAAGUCUACCGAGAGGCGUUCUUGAGCGGGAUCCCCGAGGCUGCUAGGCGAGAAGCUAGGCAAGAAUCCAGUGGCGAGACUCGAGAGACCUUCGGCUCGGCAGGUGUGGGAAGCGAUGAGACCGGCAGGAGGGAACUCAGUGAAGGAGUUACCAGCGAGGGGGAUGGAAGCGGGGAGACUUUCGGUGUCAAAUCCGGCAGGGAUCAAUUAGGCGCAAGUCUGAUCAGUGGACCGGGUCUGGGGGAACGGGCGAGGGUUGUCACACCCUCGAAUCGAGGAAACGAGGCUGCAAGGGUGACAAGAGGGUCAAAUGAUGAGAACCCAGAGUUGACGACAAGGAGGAUCGGAGAGUUCGGGGAAGUCAUAUCCGGUCCUGCUGCGCCUGGCAGGGAGGUCUUGAGACUACCGGGGGAGAUGAGAAAGACCUCGACCCUAUUCAUACCCGGCUCCCCAUACUCCCCCGCUCAAGCCUCUUCGCAAUCAGCUUCAGUGCAAGAUGAAGGCUCGAAAUCUUCCUCUGGUUCUCAAGGUGGGUCAAAAGUCUCGAUCGGGACGAAACGAUCUAUCGUCACUAUGCGCAGCGGGCGUAGCCAAAGCACGAAUGCUACGGGAAGGACGGGGAGGACGGGGAGGAGCGAGAUGAGUGAGGAAAGCGGGGAGAGUCUGGGGCUCGUUAGUGGCCUGGCUCCUGGAGUGAGAGGUGGAGACGUCGGUGGGAGGGUCGAUUAUAGCGUGGCGGCUGUUCGUGGCAAACGAUCGAUGCCUCAACUAGUAAACACGCCCGACGCGCUCGCUGGGAAUAUACCGAGGACGGAUACUCCGCCGCCUGCGACGGUAUCAGGACCAGCGUCCAGUAAUGCAGGCACGGUACCAUCCCACAGCACCGCCGGAACUCUAGGACUGGCCGCGGGUGCGCUUGUUGAAGAUCAAGAGGUAGAUAGGAUACCUUCGACACCGCCUCCGAGGUCGAGGUCGCAGUCGAGGUCGAGGUCGACGUCCGGCCAAGGCCACGUUCAAAACGUCGGGUCGGACAGCCGCAACAGAGAAUCGACCGGGGAUCCGAACAUGGAAGCCGACGAACCUCUCCUCCCCCCACAACUGCCUUUCGUCACCAAGACCAGAGAAGAAGAUCGGUCUGCGAGUCCGAGUAGGAGUAGUCAUUCCGCUAAUUCGGAAAAGAGGCGGGAGAAGGAAAAGUGGUGGUUGGGACGGUUCGGGAAAGAUAAGGAGAAAGAGUGAAACAGGUCGACUCGCAAACGCACGCGCGAGGAGGAAUUAAUUGAGAUCGACUUGCACUUGAGGUGGGCCAACGGAGGCCGGAUGAGUACUUACAGAUACAGGAGGACGACACGUACAAGAUAUAAUAUGGCUCGAAGGCUGGGUUUCAAGAAAGGUCAUGUAGCUGAUGAAAGACGUAUAUACCCUUUUUUUUUCGGAAUGUUUUGGCCAGCUAGAAGCGCGCCAAGUGCGCUUACUGUAGGCGGGU